Lachancea nothofagi CBS 11611 is the source of this 2169-nucleotide messenger RNA. Lineage: Eukaryota; Fungi; Ascomycota; Saccharomycetes; Saccharomycetales; Saccharomycetaceae. The record is from the annotation of a GenBank genome assembly.
AUGUCUGGUGAAGUGGCCCAAUUGGCACAGGCCAGAACCUUGGCGAUGCAGACGAAACCUGGUGAGAUGCUUCCAAAAGUACUGGAGACCGCUAUGGCACUAUAUCGAUCAACAACAGAUCCGUCAAAUGAUUUGGGAAAACUAUGUGCUAGACUCUUUAUAGAUGUCAUGAGUCAUGAGGAGGUUAAUUCCAGUGAAAAACCGUUUAUUGCAUCUCAACACUUGGCCAUAUUGUCGCAAUUGUGUCGAACCAAGAAGGACCACGCGAUCCUGCGGGACGGUAUUCUUGGUUUUAGCAGGUGCUACGAAUGGCUAUUUGACCUUGUCGCCAAAACCUCCAACAAAGAGCUAUGGGACACGAUCUGUCAGUUCAAAGGUUUCAUUCUAUCCAAGUGGAAAACUUCAUAUCCUCUCCCACCCUCCACAGAUCCACUAGAAGAUCACGGCAGAUCUCUUGGAGUAAAGCUAGCUAUGGUCAGGUUUAUUGCUACCCUCGUCAUUGUACACACACAAGGAACCUCAGGUAUAAGUAUUGCUUCUGUUCCUGACUCUCAUCCUGUUAUUACGUCUAAAAGCCAACUCGAAUCUGGUGCCAAAAAAUUGCUCGACUAUCUCCUGGCUUAUCUAUCUGAGGAGCCUAUGAUGGUAUCAUCUUUAUUCAUGGGUGUCUUGAACUGCUUGAGUUUCAUUAUGAAACAAAGACCGCAAGCUGCAAACCGUAUUUUGAACGGCGUCUUGAGGUUUAAUGUUGACAACAAAUAUCAGCAAGAUUCGGAAUCCGUCUUACAGUAUCGCUUGGCCAAAAGGUUUGUAGAACGUUGUUAUAAAGUAUUUGUUCAGUUCGGUCUUAAGUCCCAACUAAUCAGAAACUCUGGCAGCUCGUCACAGUACCAUGCUAAGCUAACCAAAAUAUCUCAAACCUUGCAUGUAAUCGGCGAAGAAACUAAAUCAAAAGGUAUUCUUAACUUUGACGCGAACCAAAUGGAGCGUAAAAUGCCACUGCGGGAAAAAGAGAAGUAUAUUGCCUCUCUAAAGGUUUCAAGUCAAAGUCCACCCUCAAGAAGUGAAGGUCAGCUGCUACGACCUACUCCAGAUAUGCAGCUCCUCAAUGAAUUACAAAAAUACGCGAUGUCCAAAAGCUCGUCAACAGGGUUUUUCAACACAUCUCCGGUGGCAUUUGAUAAUACGUACGCAUCCGUUUAUUCGCUCAUGAAUAGCAAGCAUUCUGAAAUUGACCUAUCCAAGUUAUCACCAAGUGUUAUGGCUAAAAUAUGCACGGAAUGUUUGUACCAGACCGACACCAAUAAAAUCAUAUCAGGAUUGUCUAUAGUUGCAUCUCGCUAUACUGAUCUCAUGAAUAAAGCUUCAACAUCAAUUGAUUCUCGAAAACGUCCACUGGAGGAUGAUAUCAACGGUCCUCAAACAGUAAAGAAACGUGAAGUUACAAAGCUUCCUGAAGAUGAGGAUGUUUCAGAGGAUGAGGACAAGCAAGAGUUUACUCUGGGCACCCCAGCCCCCAUGUCUGAGGACGAAAAGAAGGAGCAUUUCUCAAGAGUAUUGGCUCAUAUAAUAGCGGUUAAAGACUCAGAGGAAGAAUCUGCAAACAACAACGAGGCCUCAGCGCACCUGCUACACAAAGUAAGACUGCUGAACUGGAACAAUAAGACAUCAUGGUUGACUCUUCUUGCUAGACUAGCAACACGAGGCGUAAAUCAUAACGAAGAAAUGAGUAAUACAGCUAGGCUCGCGAUUUAUGAAUAUUUCUUAGAGGAUUUUGCUAAUCGUAUAGCGGUGGUGAUCGAGUGGUUAAGUGAAGAAUGGUAUUACGAAACUCUACAGAACAAUGCAGGUGCCAGAGAAACACCCAUUUAUGAUAAAUGGUCUUUUAAGGUAUUGGAUGCUCUAAUACCAGUUUUAGAACCCUCGCAUAGGCGCUUGUUCAUUAGACUCGUCAGUGAGCUACCACGUUUGACUCAGCAGCACAUUGAUAGGAUUAGGUCAUUGUGCUUGGAUCCUCUCCGGAGUUCGCUGGGUUUUCAAUCACUGAAGUUCAUGAUCAUGUUUAGACCCCCGGUGAAACAGUCCAUUGAAAAUAUCCUCAUCGUUAUGAAAGAGCAAGAUGAAUCAGUAAAAGAGCAAUGUGAGUCUAUUCUUAGAAAAUUUUAUUAG